Suricata suricatta (meerkat) is the source of this 8213-nucleotide messenger RNA. It is a transcript of the gene SPTBN2, whose product is annotated as spectrin beta, non-erythrocytic 2. Gene Ontology annotation, cellular component: cell junction; cell projection; cortical actin cytoskeleton. The record is from RefSeq and is a predicted model, not a curated record. Gene Ontology annotation, molecular function: structural constituent of cytoskeleton; phospholipid binding; actin filament binding. The transcript is spliced from 37 exons. Gene Ontology annotation, biological process: actin cytoskeleton organization. NCBI's taxonomy places the organism in Eukaryota, Metazoa, Chordata, Mammalia, Carnivora, Herpestidae. Bases 400 to 7572 code for a protein of 2390 amino acids.
ACCUUCGACCACUCAGAUUCUGCUAAACCAAGGAGAAACCCAGCUGUGCCAGGCCUAGAAAUGUCCAUCCCCACCCCCACUCCCUUUUAAGACAGUGAGUAGGCCGGAAUUCUUGGUUGAUAAAUGAGAGGAGCCGAGAAGGAGCAGAGAGAAGCUGCAGUGAUGACUAUUCUGAGAAUCUGAUCCGCGAGCAGGCGAAUCUCCACCACGUACACCAUGGAGACGCUUCGGGAAAGAGAGCCGGCCUACCUGCCUGAAGAAGGAUGCUCCAGAGAGGGGAUGGAUGACAGAAUGGCUUAAAGGGAGAUGAACUGGAGGUGCCCCAAGAGGAAAAUUUGAAACGGAAAACAGAGGCUGAAUUUUGGGAAACCUGGGCGGAGCAGGAGGCCACCUACCACCAUGAGCAGCACCCUGUCACCCACAGACUUCGACAGCUUGGAGAUCCAGGGCCAGUACAGCGACAUCAACAACCGCUGGGACCUGCCUGACUCAGACUGGGACAAUGACAGCAGCUCAGCCCGUCUCUUUGAGAGAUCUCGCAUUAAGGCCCUGGCAGAUGAGCGAGAAGCUGUGCAGAAGAAAACCUUCACCAAGUGGGUGAACUCACACCUGGCCCGGGUGACAUGCCGGGUGGGAGACCUGUACAGUGACCUCCGGGAUGGACGUAACCUCCUGAGGCUCCUCGAGGUGCUCUCGGGAGAGACACUGCCAAAGCCCACAAAAGGCCGCAUGCGGAUCCACUGCCUGGAGAACGUGGACAAGGCACUGCAGUUCCUGAAGGAGCAGAAAGUACACUUGGAAAAUAUGGGCUCCCACGACAUUGUGGACGGAAACCAUCGUCUGACCCUGGGGCUGGUCUGGACCAUCAUCCUUCGAUUCCAGAUCCAGGACAUCAGUGUGGAAACAGAAGACAACAAGGAGAAGAAGUCGGCCAAGGAUGCCCUACUGCUGUGGUGCCAGAUGAAGACCGCGGGGUAUCCCAAUGUCAACGUGCACAACUUCACCACCAGCUGGAGAGAUGGGCUGGCCUUCAACGCCAUCGUGCAUAAACACCGGCCAGAUCUGCUGGAUUUUGAGUCACUGAAGAAGUGCAACGCGCACUACAAUCUGCAGAACGCUUUCAAUCUGGCCGAGAAGGAGCUGGGGCUCACGAAACUGCUGGAUCCCGAAGAUGUGAAUGUGGAUCAGCCAGAUGAGAAAUCAAUCAUCACGUACGUGGCUACUUACUACCACUACUUCUCCAAGAUGAAGGCCCUGGCUGUGGAAGGCAAAAGGAUUGGCAAGGUGCUGGACCACGCCAUGGAGGCAGAGCGCCUGGUGGAGAAGUACGAGUCUCUAGCCUCAGAGCUGCUGCAGUGGAUUGAGCAAACAAUCGUGACCCUCAACGACCGGCAGCUGGCCAACUCCCUGAGUGGGGUCCAGAACCAACUACAGUCCUUCAAUUCCUACCGCACGGUGGAGAAGCCACCCAAGUUCACCGAGAAGGGGAACUUGGAAGUUCUGCUCUUCACCAUCCAAAGCAAGCUGCGGGCCAACAAUCAGAAGGUCUAUACGCCCCGUGAGGGCCGGCUCAUCUCUGACAUCAACAAGGCUUGGGAGCGGCUGGAGAAGGCCGAGCAUGAGCGCGAGCUGGCCCUGCGCACUGAGCUGAUCCGCCAGGAGAAGCUGGAGCAGCUGGCCGCCCGCUUCGACCGCAAGGCCGCCAUGCGGGAGACCUGGCUUAGCGAGAACCAGCGCCUUGUGUCCCAGGACAACUUUGGGCUGGAGCUGGCGGCCGUCGAGGCAGCAGUGCGGAAACACGAGGCCAUUGAGACGGACAUCGUGGCCUACAGCGGCCGGGUGCAGGCCGUGGACGCCGUGGCUGCGGAACUGGCCGCCGAGCGCUACCACGACAUCAAGCGCAUUGCCGCGCGGCAGCACAACGUGGCGCGGCUCUGGGACUUCCUGCGGCAGAUGGUGGCGGCCCGGCGGGAGCGGCUCCUCCUCAACCUGGAGCUGCAGAAGGUGUUUCAGGACCUGCUCUACCUCAUGGACUGGAUGGAGGAGAUGAAGGGCCGGCUGCAGUCUCAGGACCUGGGCAAGCACCUGGCUGGAGUGGAGGACCUGCUGCAGCUGCACGAGCUGGUGGAGGCAGACAUCGCUGUGCAGGCCGAGAGGGUGCGGGCUGUCAGCGCCUCUGCACUGCGCUUCUGUGACCCAGGAAAAGAGUACAAGCCGUGUGAUCCACAGCUGGUGUCGGAGCGGGUGGCCUCCCUGAAGCAGAGCUACGAGGCGCUGUGUGAGUUAGCGGCGACCCGGCGGGCCCGCCUGGAGGAGUCCCGACGCCUCUGGCGUUUCCUCUGGGAGGUGGGCGAGGCCGAGGCCUGGGUCCGGGAGCAGCAGCACCUGCUGGCCUCAGCAGAAACCGGCCGGGACCUGACCGGCGUCCUCCGCCUGCUCAACAAACACACGGCCCUGCGAGGCGAGAUGAGCGGCCGGCUGGGGCCCCUGAAGCUGACGCUGGAGCAGGGCCAGCAGCUGGUUGCCGAGGGCCACCCCGGGGCGGCCCAGGCCACCGCCCGCACAGCCGAGCUGCAGGCGCAGUGGGAGCGGCUGGAGGCCCUGGCGGAGGAGCGGGCCCAGCGGCUUGCCCAGGCCGCCAGCCUCUACCAGUUCCAGGCCGACGCAAACGACAUGGAGGCCUGGCUGGUGGACGCGCUGCGCCUGGUGUCCAGCCCCGAGCUGGGGCACGACGAGUUCUCCACGCAGGCUCUGGCCCGACAGCAUCGGGCCCUGGAGGAGGAGAUCCGGAGCCACCGGCCAGCCCUGGACGCCCUGAGGGAACAGGCCUCGGCCCUGCCUCCCGCACUGAGCCGCACACCCGAGGGGCAGGGCAGGGUGCCCACGCUGGAGCGGCACUACGAGGAGCUGCAGGCCCGGGCAGGCGAGCGAGCACGGGCCCUGGAGGCAGCCCUGGCUCUCUACACCAUGCUCAGCGAGGCCGGGGCCUGUGGGCUGUGGGUGGAGGAGAAGGAGCAGUGGCUCAAUGGGCUGGCCCUGCCCGAGCGCCUGGAGGACCUGGAGGUCGUGCAGCAAAGGUUCGAGACCCUGGAGCCUGAAAUGAACGCCCUUGCAGCUCGAAUUACUGCCGUCAAUGACAUUGCGGAGCAGUUGCUGAAGGCCAAACCCCCGAGCAAGGACAGCAUCGUCAAUACCCAGAAGCAGCUCAACCACAGGUGGCAGCAGUUUCGGACCCUGGCAGACGGCAAGAAGGCAGCUCUGACGUCGGCCCUGAGCAUCCAGAACUACCACUUAGAGUGCACGGAGACCCAGGCUUGGAUGAGAGAAAAGACCAAGGUCAUUGAGUCCACGCAGGGCCUGGGCAAUGACCUGGCCGGGGUGCUGGCACUGCAGCGGAAGCUGGCCGGCACCGAGCGGGACCUGGAGGCCAUCGCCGCUCGGGUGGGCGAACUGACUCGAGAGGCAAAUGCCCUGGCUGCUGGCCACCCCGCCCAAGCCCCUGCCAUCAAUGCCCGGCUUGGAGAGGUACAAGCUGGCUGGGAAGACCUCAGGGCCACCAUGCGCCGGCGAGAAGAGUCUCUGGGUGAGGCGCGGCGGCUACAGGACUUCCUGCGCAGCUUAGAUGACUUCCAGGCUUGGCUAGGCCGCACUCAGACCUCUGUGGCCUCUGAAGAAGGGCCAGCUACCCUGCCCGAGGCAGAGGCGCUCCUGGCCCAACACGCAGCCCUGCGGGGAGAGGUGGAGCGAGCCAGGGGCGAGUAUAGCCGGCUCCGGGCCCUGGGUGAGGAGGUGACCCGGGACCAGGCUGAUCCGCAGUGCCUCUUCCUACGGCAGCGACUCGAAGCGCUGGGCACCGGCUGGGAGGAGCUGGGCCGCAUGUGGGAGAGCCGGCAAAGCCGCCUGGCCCAGGCCCAUGGCUUCCAAGGCUUCCUGCGGGAUGCUCGCCAGGCCGAGGGUGUGCUUAGCAGCCAGGAAUAUGUUUUGUCCCACACGGAAAUGCCGGGCACCCUCCAAGCUGCUGAUGCCACCAUAAAAAAACUGGAAGACUUCAUGAGCACCAUGGAUGCCAACGGAGAGCGGAUCCGCGGGCUACUGGAAGCCGGGCGCCAGCUGGUGUCUGAAGGCAACAUCCAUGCCGAGAAGAUCCAGGAGAAGGCUGAUUCUAUCGAGAGGAGACACAAGAAGAAUCAAGAAGCAGUGCAGCAGCUCUUGGGCCGUCUUCGGGACAACCGAGAGCAGCAGCAUUUCCUACAAGACUGUCACGAGCUGAAGCUCUGGAUUGAUGAGAAGAUGCUGACAGCCCAGGACGUGUCCUACGAUGAGGCCCGCAACCUGCACACCAAGUGGCAGAAGCACCAGGCGUUCAUGGCUGAGCUGGCCGCCAACAAAGACUGGCUGGACAAGGUAGACAAGGAAGGGCGGGAGCUGACCCUCGAGAAGCCAGAGCUGAAGGCCCUGGUGUCCGAGAAGCUGGAGGACCUGCACCAGCGCUGGGAUGGGCUGGAGAGCACCACCCAGGCCAAGGCCCGUAGCCUCUUCGAUGCCAACCGAGCCGAGCUGUUUGCCCAGAGCUGCUCUGCCCUGGAGAGCUGGCUGGAGAGUCUGCAGGCCCAGCUGCACUCUGACGACUACGGCAAGGACCUCACCAGCGUCAACAUUCUGCUCAAGAAGCAACAGAUGCUGGAACGGGAGAUGGCUGUGCGAGAGAAGGAGGUGGAGGCCAUCCAGGCCCAGGCGACAGCGCUGGCCCAGGAGGACCAGGGUGCGGGGGAGGUGGAGAGGACAUCGAGGGCCGUGGAGGAGAAGUUCCGGGCCCUGUGCCAGCCCAUGAGGGAGCGCUGCCGGCGCCUGCAUGCCUCCCGCGAGCAGCACCAGUUCCACCGGGACGUGGAGGAUGAGAUUUUGUGGGUGACAGAGCGGCUGCCCAUGGCUAGCUCCAUGGAACAUGGCAAGGACCUGCCCAGUGUCCAGCUUCUCAUGAAGAAAAACCAGACCCUGCAGAAGGAGAUACAGGGCCACGAGCCGCGGAUUGCGGACCUGACGGAGCGGCAGCGCACUCUGGGCGCAGCGGCUGCAGGCCCAGAGCUGGCUGAGCUGCAGGAGAUGUGGAAACGCCUGAGCCACGAGCUGGAGCUUCGAGGAAGGCGACUGGAGGAGGCCCUGCGGGCCCAGCAGUUCUACCGAGAUGCCGCCGAGGCAGAGGCCUGGAUGGGCGAGCAGGAGCUACACAUGAUGGGCCAGGAGAAAGCCAAGGACGAGCUCAGCGCCCAGGCGGAGGUGAAGAAGCAUCAGGUGCUGGAGCAAGCCCUGGCCGACUACGCUCAGACCAUCCACCAGCUGGCAGCCAGCAGCCAAGACAUGAUUGACCACAACCACCCAGAGAGCACGCGAAUAUCCAUCCGCCAAGCGCAGGUGGACAAGCUGUACGCCAGCCUAAAGGAGCUGGCGGGAGAGCGGCGGGAGCGCCUGCACGAGCACCUGAGGCUGUGCCAGCUCCGCCGCGAGCUGGACGACCUGGAGCAGUGGAUCCAGGAGCGUGAGGUGGUGGCCGCCUCCCACGAGCUGGGCCAGGACUACGAGCACGUGACUAUGCUCCGGGACAAAUUCCGAGAGUUUUCCCGGGACACAAGUACCAUCGGGCAGGAGCGCGUGGACAGCGCCAACACACUGGCCAAUGGGCUCAUUGCUGGGGGCCACGCUGCCCGGGCCACCGUGGCCGAGUGGAAGGACAGUCUCAAUGAGGCCUGGGCUGACCUGCUCGAGCUUCUGGACACACGGGGUCAGGUGCUGGCAGCGGCGCAUGAGCUGCAGCGCUUCCUACACGGGGCGCGCCAAGCGCUGGCGCGUGUGCAGCACAAGCAGCAGCAGCUUCCGGAUGGGACUGGCCGUGACCUCAACGCAGCCGAGGCCCUGCAGCGCCGCCACUGCGCCUUCGAGCACGACAUCCAGGCCCUCAGCGCCCAGGUCCAGCAGGUGCAGGAUGAUGGCCAUCGGCUCCAGAAGGCCUAUGCCGGAGACAAAGCUGAGGAGAUCGGCCGCCACAUGCAGGCAGUGGCUGAGGCCUGGACCCAGCUUCAGGGAAACUCUGCUGCCCGCCGCCAGCUGCUCCUGGACACCACGGACAAGUUCCGCUUCUUCAAGGCUGUCCGGGAGCUGAUGCUGUGGAUGGAUGGGGUGAACCUGCAGAUGGAUGCCCAGGAACGGCCCCGGGAUGUGUCUUCUGCAGACUUGGUCAUCAAGAACCACCAGGGCAUCAAGGCAGAGAUAGAGGCCAGGGCCGACCGCUUCUCCUCUUGCAUCGACAUGGGGCAGGGGCUGCUGGCCAGGAGCCACUACGCAGCCGAUGAGAUCUCAGAGAAGCUGUCUCAGCUGCAGGCACGGCGCCAGGAGACAGCAGACAAGUGGCAGGAGAAGAUGGACUGGCUCCAGCUCGUUUUGGAGGUGCUCGUGUUUGGGAGAGAUGCGGGUAUGGCGGAGGCCUGGCUGUGCAGCCAAGAGCCACUGGUGAGAAGUGCUGAGCUGGGCUGCACGGUCGAUGAAGUCGAGAGCCUCAUCAAGCGGCACGAGGCCUUCCAGAAAUCCGCGGUGGCCUGGGAGGAACGGUUCAGCGCACUGGAGAAGCUCACCGCGCUGGAAGAGCAGGAGAAGGAGCGGAAAAGAAAGAGGGAGGAGGAGGAACGGAGGAAACGGCCCCCUGCCCCAGAGCCCAGAGCCAGUGUGACUGAAGGGGAUCUGGUGGACAGCCAGGCAGCUCCCGAUGCCACCAGGGAUGGAACCCGCCCCCGGCCGCCAGCGUCGGCACAGCAGGCCAGCGUCAACGGGGUCUGCACAGAUACAGAGUCCCCUCAGCCCCUGUUGGAACAGCAGAGACUGGAGCAAGGCAGCUUCCCAGAAGGACCUGGCUCUGGCACAGGAGAUGAGGCCAAUGGGCCACGGGGAGAGAAGCAGCCCCGGGCUCGAGGCCCAGCCCCUCCUGCGAUGCCCCAGAGCAGGUCAUCCGAGCCAGCCAGGAUUGCCACUUUGCCCUCUCGCGGCCCAGAGCUCUCUGCCCAGGAACAGAUGGAAGGGAUGUUAUGCCGCAAACAGGAGAUGGAGGGCUUUGGCAAGAAGGCUGCCAACAGGUCGUGGCAAAAUGUGUACUGCGUCCUGCGGCGGGGGAGCCUUGGCUUCUAUAAGGACGCAAAGGCAGCCGGCGCGGGAGUGCCGUACCACGGAGAAGUGCCUGUCAGCCUGGCCAGGGCCCAGGGCAGCGUCGCCUUUGAUUAUCGAAAGCGUAAACACGUCUUCAAGCUGGGCUUACAGGAUGGAAAAGAGUAUUUAUUCCAGGCCAAGGAUGAGGCAGAGAUGAGCUCGUGGCUGCGGGUUGUAAAUGCAGCCAUUGCAACUGCGUCCUCCGCCUCUGGAGAGCCCGAAGAGCCAGCGGUGCCCAGUGCCGCCCGGGGCAUGACUCGGGCCAUGACCAUGCCCCCGGUGUCACCGGUCGGGGCCGAGGGGCCUGUUGUGCUUCGCAGCAAGGAUGGCAGAGAACGAGAGAGAGAGAAACGCUUCAGCUUCUUCAAGAAGAGCAAGUAGUUGGGGGCGAGACUCCCAGGCCAGCUUCUUCCCUCUAUUCAGGAAACUGCCAGGGACUGUCCACAGGGACCACCCUCUUGUCAGGACAACUGCCUGCUGCUAGGGUCUGUUGCCAAGGUCAACCCCAUCACCAGGAACUGUUGGGAGGUGAAGUGGGGGGGGACAAGCCAGUGUUCCCAAGGGCAACGCCCCUCUUCUGCUAUUUAAUUCCAGACUGGUGGUGGGACCCAGGCAAUCCCCAAUUCCACUUUCCUCCCACCUUCCGUCUCCCUCCAGCCCAAUGCCUCUACCCCGACUCGGGUGUGGACAGGCCUGCACCCUCUACAUAGGCCAUGUGGGGAAUGGCUGCCCCCGCCUCAGGUCAUUCUCCCACCACAGCUAGGGCAUGCCCCUCGGUUCCUUGCCCCUGGGGACCAGCCAGGAACCUCUCAGAGCUGAAGCAGGACCUGGGGGCAAGAUCGCCAGAUGACCGAGUCAGAGAUGCCGAAGCUCCUCCCCCUUCCCAUCCUAACUGGUCCUCUGACUCGAGUGGCUACUCUGUCUGCAGCGCCGCUCGAUGGCUUCCAGGUGUGAGUUGUUCAGGGGCAACCACAGCCUUGAGUCUGGCCAAGGAGGUGAUUAAACAGCUCAGCUUCUCUUAC